Messenger RNA from Solea solea (common sole), 3584 nucleotides. It is a transcript of the gene mfsd2ab, whose product is annotated as MFSD2 lysolipid transporter A, lysophospholipid b. Gene Ontology annotation, molecular function: lysophospholipid:sodium symporter activity. Gene Ontology annotation, cellular component: membrane. Lineage: Eukaryota; Metazoa; Chordata; Actinopteri; Pleuronectiformes; Soleidae. The coding region runs from base 142 to 1722 and encodes 526 amino acids. The record is from RefSeq and is a predicted model, not a curated record. The transcript is spliced from 14 exons. Gene Ontology annotation, biological process: carbohydrate transport.
GCCAACUCACAGUGAGGACCACGACGAUUCCACAGCACGGGGACACUAUCUCACAACGGUUCUUUUUUUUUAACCGAGCGUGUUUUUUUUGCUGCAUUUUCGUGUCAAGUUCAGGACCCGAGGAAAACGAGCUGCUCUGUUAUGGCCAAAGGAGAAGGAGGGGAACAAUAUUCCAACUCCAGUUUAUUAAACAAACCGGUCAGCUCGGAUGGCAUCACGCUCGCGAGGAAGCACGAGCAAAGGAACAGGUUGUCAGUCUGCAACAAGAUAUGCUAUGCCAUCGGCGGGGCCCCGUACCAGAUCACUGGAUGUGCCCUUGGCUUCUUUCUGCAGAUCUAUCUGCUAGAUGUUGCUCAGCUCGAUCCCUUCUAUGCUUCCAUCAUCCUGUUUGGGGGGCGAGCAUGGGACGCGGUGACGGAUCCCACAGUGGGAUUCCUGGUCUCCCGAAGCCCAUGGACACGAUUUGGACGCAUGUUGCCCUGGAUCCUGCUGUCCACCCCUCUGGCUGUGAUUUCCUAUUUCCUGAUUUGGUAUGUUCCUCCCUUUGAGAACGGCAAAGUCAUCUGGUACCUUUUCUUCUACUGCCUCUUCCAGUCACUUCAGACUUGCUUCCAUGUGCCGUACUCUGCCCUCACCAUGUUCAUCAGCACGGAGCAGAAAGAGCGAGACUCGGCCACGGCCUACAGGAUGACUGUGGAGGUUCUGGGCACUGUGCUUGGUACUGCUGUCCAGGGGCAGAUUGUCGGCAUGGCCAACGCGCCCUGCCUCCCACGACCCAGUGACAUCAUAGCAGGCCUCAACAACUCGGCUGCCGGACUCAACAGCUCUGACUCUGGCAUUUCCCUGGAUCACACAAAAGCCGCCUACAUGAUUGCCUCUGGUGUCAUCUGCUUGAUCUAUGUCCUCUGUGCUGUCGUUCUUUUCUUUGGCGUGAAAGAGCAAAAAGAUUCAUGCCGGCCCAGGUCUGAGCCCAUGUCUUUCUUCCAGGGAAUUAGGUUGGUGAUGGGGCACGGACCGUACGCCAAACUGGUCAUGGUUUUCCUCUUCACCUCACUGGGUUUCAUGCUCCUGGAGGGAAACUUCGCCCUGUUCUGCAGCUCCACACUGGGAUUCAGAAACGAUUUCCAAAAUAUUCUGCUGGUCAUCAUGCUUUCCGCGACUCUGGCCAUCCCGUUCUGGCAGUGGUUUCUCACUCGCUUUGGAAAAAAGACGGCGGUUUAUGUUGGCAGCUUGGCCGUGAUGCCCUUCUUGAUCCUGGUGGUGUGUGUGAAGAGUAACCUGAUUGUCACCUACAUUGUCUCCCUUGCUGCUGGCGUGGGAGUGGCCUCAGCCUUCCUGCUGCCCUGGUCCAUGCUGCCUGAUGUUGUUGAUGAUUUCAAAGUGCAGAACCCCACCUCCACCGGCCACGAAGCACUCUUUUAUUCCUUCUACGUUUUCUUCACCAAAUUUGCCUCUGGAGUCUCGCUGGGUGUUUCCACUCUCAGUUUAGAUUUCGCCGGCUACUUCACACGAGGCUGCACUCAGCCAGACGAAGUGCAUUUAACCUUGAAAAUACUGGUUUCCGCUGCCCCCAUCGUUCUCAUCUUCAUCGGUCUGGGGAUAUUGUACUCUUAUCCGAUCGACGAGGACAAGAGACAAGGCAACCGCAAACUACUACAGGAACAGAUGGAAAGCGAGACGGAUUCAGAAACGGAUUCAGCAGAGUUGGCAAACAUGGUCUGAGGACAUUUAAGAUGACCUAUGGACCAGUAAGGUUGAUCAGCUCAAAUUUUGCACUGGACAGGACCAACGGACCCUGGGCCUGUCGGAUCAUACAGACACUGCAUUCUCCAGUCACACUGCGCCGGAUCCACGUCUCCACAAACUUGUCUGCUGUCUUUCUAAAAAAAAACGUACCAACUUGUUGACACAUGAAAUUCUCUUUCUUCUUUUGUCCAGUCUGAUGUCAAAAGCUUUAUGUUUUGUGCAACAUUCAACUUCACGUAUUUUGGGGGAAAUCUUUCUCACUUUUUUUUUUUUUUUUAUUUAACAGAAAUUAAGGUUUGUCUUCAUUUCUGUUAAAAGUACACAAAACGACAAACUGUGAUGGGAUCAUGUUUUGUCACUAUUGCCAUUUUCGGUGCUCCCACUUACAACUUAAAUGGCCUUGAGCACUGGACUACAAACAGUUUUAUAGUUGAGAGAUGUAGGCUUUGUAAGACACUUGAACAAACAGUGAUGCCUUAAUUUCAGCCCUGGUUUAGGGUUAAAAUUUAGAAAACUGAUCUUUGUGCCAGACUCUUGCUCCGAGUCACCGAAUUGUGUGCUCUGAGAAUUUUUUUAAACACGUUUUUUGUAAUUUUAGAGUAUCCUCAUAGUUUUCUGAAACAGCCAGUUUCCAUCUCAUUCCUGUCCCUCUGUUUUUUUUGUUUUUUUUCCUUCUUUCCUAUGGAAGACAUGAUAAAGUGAUGUUGGAACAAGUGGGCAGACAGUAACAGUCUGAAUGGCUGACUAGUUCCUCACUGUCAUACUGAAACCACUAUAUUAGUAAAAGCUGAUAGUUUGCACAAAUAACAGCAGUGCUUCUCCACCAAUUUGAAAUAGUUAGCUUUUUAUUUAUAGGACGGCUACUGAAGACCUGGUGACUACAACCGGUACUAAUUAUUAUUUAAGUAUUUAUUAGUUUUGAUUUUACUGUCGUUGAAUGCAUGUUUGCUGCAAAGUCGUGCUUCUUGCAGUAUUUAAAUCUAUUUAAAGCCUGUAAGGUUGUUGUUUUUUUCCAACUAAAUGAAAAAUGAGAACAGUGUCAGCAAAAAACUGAAAAGACUUUCACAUCUUUUUAUUGCACGUAUCCAUCGCGACUGUCUCUUUUCCUUAUGCAUUCAAAAAGGGAAGCACAAUUGUAAAAAAAAAAGAUGGGAAGUUGUGGAAGUCAACUUGUAGUCUCCUUUUUUAUUGCAAAAAUGUAUUCUUUUUUGUAUAUACUGUAUAUGUGUUUGAUGCGACAACCAAGACGUUUGGUGAUCAUCACAAUCCCUGUACUGAAAAGGGGUAUUUACAUAUUUAUGUCUGUUGAUAUAAAAGAAAAAUGUGUACAGUCUCAUAUGUCAUACAUAAUGUUACAUCUUUGACAUGUUGUCUCUUGUCAACCGAGUUGCCAAUGUGAAAAAUGUCCAUUAGUAUAAUUCACGUUAUUCUUUUUGCCUCAUGAGAGCCUCCUGAAGUCCAUGUUACUUGAUUCUGUACAUACCAACACAGUGCCAUUAUCUCACGCAAACUCUGUUAUAAUUGUACAUCCUGUAAAUACCAUUCUAGUAAAUAUGUCCCUUUUUUUUCUCAUGGCUUCAUAAGUGAACAUCCCUCGUGGCUCUUGAGGCUAUAGCCAAAAUGUGUGAGCUUUAUUCCAUGUGGACGCGCACGGAAAGCCUUGUGAAUGUGCCUCUUGUGCAUAUGUAGAUAGUGUAUGUAAGUAAACCUGUAAAUAUCUUUGAUAUUUGUGGCUGCAAGUGAAAUGAACUUAUGUUCAUUGUUAUGUAGUUAUUUAAGGAAACAUGUUGGGUCUGAAAAAAUAAGGUGUUAAUAAAUACUAACAAGUGUACUGUGAA